GGUAAAAUCUGAAAGACUAGCGAGCAAACAUACCCUUUACCUACUUUGCCUUUGCUCUUCCCAGCAGAUUUCUCCUACUGCUUUCUUUUCAUCUCCUCGCCUUUCGUCCACUUCUCAUCUCCCUGAUCCCCAUGAUUUCAACUCCAGCCGACGACAUGGACUUUAGCAGGCGCUUCACUGAGCUUACCGGGCUCAAUAUUACCAACAUCAUUCACAGUGUUGUUGAAGCUGUUGCGGAUCGAUCCUCUUACACCCUUGAAGAGAGUCGCCAUGCUCCCAGGAAGCAAAGUGCUCAUCCUCCUCCUGCCGGACAGAUUCAGAAAUCUGGCGACAUCAAAACAAAUCUUCACUGUUCUUCUUCUUCCCCCCCUCUUCUUUUCCCUUCUCCUCCACCUUCCCCAACUCCUUCUCUUUACAACAUCUCUUCCAACUCAUCCCGCUUUCACUCACCCACCCUUUCGAAAGCUCCCAUGAUGGCCACUGCCGUUGUUGCUGACGUCGAUGACACGGCUGGCUUUAUGGCUGCUGCCCGCUCGUUGAAGCUGGAGCAGUCUUAUGGCAAGCCUCCCAGCCCCGAGCCUGCUGAGAACGAGUCGGUCAACAACGAUACCACUGAAUUCGAGGCAGCUACCAACACUGUCGAUGCCUUUGAUGAUCUCAUUGACCUUCCUGUCGACAACACCUCUCCUGCCGAGAACAACACUUUUGUCGAGAGCACUACUCCUGUGGAACCAGCUCCCGCUGUCGAGAAUGGCUUCUUGGAGUCAAACGCCACUGACUGGAUUGCUCCCACUGCCGUCGAAUCUGGCGCCCACGCUCCUGAAACCGGCAAGAGCCAGCCCGUGCAGGAGGACCGCGAGAACCUGUCUGUUUUCAAGACCUGGGGUAUCCCUGCCGUCCGUGACAAGCCAGCUGCUCAGGUUAGACGCGUUAUUAUCAAGGGGCUUCCCGCUUCGUGGAGCACCCCCGACAAGGUCCUAUCCUUGAUUCACGGCGGAGUGAUUGAGAGCGUGUCCAUAGCCCCAUCUGGUAAUGCCCAUGUCCUGUUCUGCGACCCUGCCGCGUGCAAAGCUUUCUAUGACAAAUAUCCCAACGGAAUCGACCUUGACAAAGAGCGCAAGUUCACUGUCUUUGUGGACCUGGGCGAAGAGGUGGAUAUCAUCAGUUCCCAGCUGUCAUUCAACUUGUCUCUCGGCUCGACUCGCAUCGUCCGUGCUAUCGGCGUUGACAUGGAGACUACCAUGAAUGAGCUUGUCAAGAUUGCCACCUCGAACCAUAGAAAGGUAGAGAAGAUCGUUGACUCAUAUGUCCCUGACUAUCCUCGCGCCGUGAACUUUCGUUUCUGCUCUAUUGAGGACGCUGUUCGCUUUCGUGCAGCGCUAAUCCGCAACGAAGAUUGGGAGCACUGCAAUGUGCAGUAUGCCACUGAUCCCUGCGAGCUUGCAACUGGAUACCAUGCGGACUGAGCCAACCCAACUCUCUCGCAACAAUUCUCAUGGUAGAGGGCUGACAAUCCCAGUGGCGCUCAAUGUGUCUUGGGAGACAUGGAGAAAACUUUGAUGGAGGUAGAACAAAAUGGGUUUAGAGAUCUAGACUUCAUAUGGUAGUGGUAUGUUGACAUAGCCAAGGUGUAUUUUCAUGACAGAAUGAAGUUCUUCCUACUCCCGUUCGGCCUCUU
Aspergillus calidoustus is the source of this 1678-nucleotide messenger RNA. The record is from the annotation of a GenBank genome assembly. NCBI's taxonomy places the organism in Eukaryota, Fungi, Ascomycota, Eurotiomycetes, Eurotiales, Aspergillaceae.